AUGGCAUCGCUUGUAUCGAGUAGGGUUAUCCAAAUUUCGAAUGUUAGUUGUCAAUGUAUGAAAGAUCAAUUGAAGGCUUUAUUUAGCUUUUUUGGUCGAAUUGAUGAUUUACAAUUGUAUCCUGACAGUGAUACUGUUGCAUCGACUGUCAACGGCAAAGUUGGAUUUAUCAAAUUUGAUCGUCUUGAUGCUGUUUAUGGUGCUUUAAAUAUGACAAAUACAAUAUUUAUUGAUAAGCCUCUUAUUAUUACACAAGUGUUUGAAAAUAGUAUUCCAGAUGAAACAGAAGCUAUGAACUAUUGUGCACCACUAAAUCCAAACGUGACUCUUAUUCCCGGUGGUCCGACAUGGCCGAGUACAGUUAUAAAUCGUAUUGUUGGUCAAGGACCACAGUCGUUGAUUGAAACAUUUGAUCCUGAAUUAACUGAUAAAAAUUUACCACCUUAUCCAUCAUUGCCUGGUUCAUUAGACCAUUCAAAAGCUGAAGAAAUACGUCGUACGGUUUAUUUAUCAAAUAUAGAUAAAAAUGUUGGAUUGGAUGUAUUACAUGAAUUUUUAAGUCAGAUUGGCGAGAUCCGUUUUAUACGAGCAGCAUAUACGGAUGAAAAUGCUGACGUACGUGGUGCAUACGUCGAAUUUAGCGAACAACCGUCUAUACCAAAAGUACUUUCAAUCAAUGGCUUUUCUUUAUUCGGGAGACCACUCAAAGUUAAUCAUUCAACAUCGUGUGUAAUAAAACCUGCUACUACACGUGGACUGCGCAAUGAUGACGAUGAAGGCAGCCGCUCGCGAAGUCGUACACGUUCACAAACUCGUUUAAAAACGCGUACACCUAGUCCGAUAGUUAAGAGAUCCAAGGAUCUAAUAUCAAGUAGUUUUGAUGAUUUGAACAAUAAUGUCACUUCAACGUCAAACAAUCGUCGUUCAUCAUCUAGAGGAAAACGACGUUCACGUUCAACAAAACGCCGACAUGGUUCAUCAUCGAAAUCAAGAUCAAAACAUCGUUCACGGUCAAAAUCAAGAACAAAAAGCUCAAAAGCAGCUAAAUCUAGUCGACGUUCGUCAAAAUCGCCCUCGUCAAGAUCAAAGAAACGUUCACGAUCUCGUCGUCGAAGUCGUUCGAAAUCUCGUGAUAGAAAAAAAGAGAAAUCUCGUUCAAAAAAACGUUCACGUACACGUUCUAAAUCGCGUAGCAAAAAAGAUUCAUCUAGUGCACGUAAACGUUCGCGAUCCAAAUCUAAAGUAGUUUAUUUUAAUUGUAUUCCAUCAUUAUUUUGUUCAAAAUGUUUGGUUUAUUUUCAACAAUAUCGUACAUUAGGUUAUUUACCAAUUUUGUUGGGUAAAUGGCCAAAACAGAAUAAUUAUGUUAAGGGUAUUUUUACUCAACAAUUACGAACACUUGAUACAUCGCCAUCAUUAUUAUUACGAAAUGAAAAUGUUCAAACAAUUUAUACGCAAACAGUUAAUAUAUCAAAAUCUGGUAGAAUAGAAAUUAAAUGUCCGUUUAAUCUUUAUAUAACACCAACGGAUGUCAAAGAUUUUCCACGUGGAGACAAAGCAUUUUUUACCAUUUAUGGUGACAGUGGAUUUAAAUACACAAAAGAGUUUUGGAAUAAAUUAUUCAAAUUCUCAGCCAUAUUUAAUGAGGAAGAUAAAGUGUUACAUAUCAACGGACAGUUCACUGAGUUAGGAUUUAAAGAAUUAUUAGAACAAGCGCACACACUCGAAGUUUGUUGUGAAUUACCAUCAAUAUAUGAACUUGAUAUUCACUGUCUUGAUAAUAAUAAUGUUAAUGUGGAGUAUUUCGAUUGUCCUAGUGUGAAUAUUACCACAAAACGGGGUGGAUGCUCAAUGAAAAACAUAGUUGCUAAUAGCAUUGUUGUCCAUAGUCAAUCGGGAAAUAUAACAUGUUCGGGAUCAAUGCACGGUGCAAUUGAUUUGAGUACUGAACGAGAUGGUGUUAUUAAUGCAUCAAAACUACAAGGCUCAUUUAUUCGACUAAAGAUGGAAGAUGGUACAAUUCAAGUGAAAAGUGUUUAUUCUGAUCAUUUUUUAAUACAAGGUCGAAAAGGCAAUUUAUUACUCAGAAAAUUACAAGGACGAGGAAUAGUUGAUCUUAAUCGUGGAUCUAUAAAAAUUAAAUCGAUGGAUGGUGAUAUUUCUGUUCAAUGUGAAAUAGGUGAUGUUGAUGCAUUUUUUUCAACAGUUACCGGGUUAUCAACAAUUCGUGCUCAAAAUGGUAUGCACAUUUGUGAUGUCCAAUUAGGAGUAAUUGAUACCGUCCCGGUGCAUUUAAGUUUAGUGGGUAAGCGUGUACAGAUAGCUGAAGAAGCUGAAGGUCAAAUGGAAACAACAAAAAAGCGAGGCAUGGUACAUGCACAAGGUUUUAUCUCAAGUAAAUCAAGCAGUACAAUUGAUGUUAGUGCACCAAACGGUACUAUAGCUCUAAAUGUUCGUGAUUGGUUCAGUACGAUUAAAUUGGAUAAACAUGUUGAUUGA
Molecule: messenger RNA, 2499 nt
Organism: Didymodactylos carnosus
Lineage: Eukaryota; Metazoa; Rotifera; Eurotatoria; Philodinida; Philodinidae
Source: the annotation of a GenBank genome assembly